Molecule: messenger RNA, 2660 nt
Organism: Anarrhichthys ocellatus (wolf-eel)
Lineage: Eukaryota; Metazoa; Chordata; Actinopteri; Perciformes; Anarhichadidae
Product: ADP-ribosylation factor 3-like
Exons: 5
Coding region: 196-741 (181 amino acids)
Molecular function (GO): GTP binding; GTPase activity
Source: RefSeq, a predicted model, not a curated record
CUCAAAUCUCGCGAGAUCUUGUUCACUGCUGAGUUGUCCCCGCAAGGGAUAUUACAGUGAGACUUUUAGUAGAGGACUACUCGGCUAAGCCCUCCUUUAUAAUCUAUCCCUGCUGGACGAGUCUAACAUUCGCAGAAAGGCAUCUGUAAUCACGACUGUAGCCACACACUGAUAUUUAAGAACUUCAUCUGAAUCAUGGGGAACAUUUUCGGGAGUUUGCUGAAGAGCCUCAUAGGGAAGAAGGAGAUGAGGAUCUUGAUGGUGGGGCUCGAUGCUGCAGGAAAAACAACAAUCCUCUACAAGCUCAAACUGGGGGAAAUAGUCACCACCAUCCCAACCAUUGGGUUUAACGUGGAGACGGUGGAGUACAAGAACAUCAGCUUCACUGUGUGGGAUGUGGGUGGGCAGGACAAGAUUCGCCCCCUCUGGAGACACUACUUUCAGAACACACAGGGUCUAAUCUUUGUGGUGGACAGUAACGACAGGGAGCGUGUGAACGAAGCGCGAGAGGAGCUGAUGAGGAUGCUGGCUGAGGACGAACUGAGAGAUGCGGUCCUCCUUGUGUUUGCCAACAAACAGGACUUACCGAACGCCAUGAAUGCUGCCGAGCUCACAGACAAGUUGGGCUUACACUCCCUGCGUCACCGCAACUGGUACAUCCAGGCCACCUGCGCCACCAGCGGCGACGGCCUCUACGAGGGCCUCGAUUGGCUGGCCAAUCAACUCAAGAACAAGAAGUGAGAAGAAAACUGGAACAAGCUUCCAAACCCGUCCAAGUUUUUACUUGUUUUGGGAAUGGGGGCGGGAGUUAGGUACAGGGGAUUUCAUCAAUAGGUGAAAAGCAAGAUUCUGGGUUUAACGGGAGAUUUUAGGCUUUAAUUUUCAGUCUGUUGCGGUUCCCUUCUUUAAAGCAGAUUCUCAUAUACUUCAUAUUUAACCACUCACGCACACACACACACACACACGAAAAACACACACACACACACACAUACUAAAUGUAAGCAAUCACAGCAGACACUUGCUUUUCCUGUGUCCACCUAUUGUCCUUAGGUGCAAUGUACUGUAUGUUCGUCUCUAGGUGCUGUACCACGUUGUGUGUGACUCCACUGAGUCAGCAAUGAGUCAAAUGUGACUUUUUGUUGAUGUAUGUCUUUCAACUGUCAGUCCUCCAUACAAAGAACUCAUCUGUGUCAGUUGCACUUCCUGUUUUUUUUGUUGUUGUUUUUUUGAUAACAGAGCCAUGUUUGGGAACAAUCACAGCUGGCCGAUUUGAAUGUGUGAGCAAUGCUGAGGCACUUACUCAGAUAAAGUGUGUGAGCGUGCCCACAAACUGUAUGUGUUUGUGCAAGCGGCCCAGUCAGUAUUAAUCAUGAAAAAGACAACAGGACUGGAGUUUCCGCUGUCACACGUCCUCUUACUGCCUCAUUUUGAAAAUCUUUUGAUAUCUGUGGCGUGUUUUUACUCCCUACGUGGCAACCCCAAGCAUUGAAGCCGCCCUUUUUAAAUAUCUGAAAACGCACAACACGCUCUCGACCGCCUGAGCUGCAUGCAUCCUGGUUGAUCUCGCUGGCAUUGUUGCAUACUUUUCCAUCCUCGGAGAUGCAUGCAUGUUGACGCUGUUUGUGGAUUCUCUCUAGCUGCCCUCAUCGUGUUCUGCAUUUAGUUGUUAACAUGCGCUAGGUACAGUAUAGUCAGCUUUAUGGUCUUUUUAACGUGAAAGCAGUAAACAAAACACAACACUCAUGACCUGCACAGCUGUUGCUUGUCUGCCUUCACGUGGGUCCGUACGAGUACUCAAACUGCAUCAGGUUGCUCUCGCUUUCUGUGUUUUUGUCUCAGACUUGUAUAUCGGGGGGGGGGGGAUAACUUUAUGUUACUGAAUGUGAAUAUUGUUGAUGAAUCUAUAAAUGACUGUAAUAUUUAUUUGACAUGCAUAUUCCUUUAUUUCUGUGAUAAUUAUGUGAAUGAAAGCAGGGUAAGCAGACCAAUUAAUUCAUCAGCACAUCCUUGACUCGCUUCUGAACAGCAGACGAGUUACUGCGUCACCACUGAUACCAGCAAAAUCCUCAGACUUCUGAUAAAUAGAACAACUUCUUGUGUGCUAUACAUGGGUACUACUACUCAUAUACCAGUGACAGUACAACAUACUCUAAAUAUACUCCAAGUUAUGAGUACAUUGUUCAUAUUCGCAAGAUAUGUUAAUCAUGAUUUGGAUCAUUUGUUUUUUGUGGCCUUAUAGUGAUAACUUUAUUUGAUUUCUUCUCAGCUUGUUCGGUUCUGAUUUUGAGUCACAUAUAUUGAUCUGUACUGAAUGAUUUACAGCUUUAUUUCUCUACGCUGUCAAAAGACGAUGUUUGCACCACAGUUUAAGAUGAUUAGGCAAAAGUUUUGUCCUUUUUUCUGCCUUCAUUCAUAUUUGGUGGUAGAUUUCUUUGGUUUUCUUUUGGGUGUUUAAAACAUUGAUGUAGACUGUCUGUGAAACAAUGAUAAUCAGUGCGAACAAAAAACAACUUGAUGAUUCACUACCGUUAUAGUUACACAAGUAGAUUUUUUUUUUUAAAAACGGUGAAAACUAUGUUUCAAUGCUGAAUGCAAGGAGACAUCUGUAUGUCAACAAACAAAAUCCUGAUAUAUUAAAAAUAAACCCAUUUUCUCUAUGA